Messenger RNA from Rhinopithecus roxellana (golden snub-nosed monkey), 7263 nucleotides. It is a transcript of the gene RBFOX2, whose product is annotated as RNA binding fox-1 homolog 2. Bases 395 to 1792 code for a protein of 465 amino acids. Lineage: Eukaryota; Metazoa; Chordata; Mammalia; Primates; Cercopithecidae. Gene Ontology annotation, molecular function: mRNA binding. Gene Ontology annotation, cellular component: nucleus; cytoplasm. Gene Ontology annotation, biological process: nervous system development; regulation of alternative mRNA splicing, via spliceosome. The transcript is spliced from 15 exons. The record is from RefSeq and is a predicted model, not a curated record.
CCGCCCCCUUCCUCCCUCGGCCGGCGUGUUGUGAGGGAGAGUGUGAGCCAGCGCGGCCAGCGGGCGAGCUCCAGGAGUGCGAGAGGCGGGGCGGCGCGGCGGGCCGGGCCGGGUGUCGCGUGUGCGUGCGGGGGUGCAAGCGAGUGCUCGUCGCGACCCGCCAGUGGCCCCGCGCCGACAACCCGGCGGGCGGGCGGGCGAGCCAGCGGCCAGGCGAGGAGCUGCGGGCGCGAGCCGCGGAGGGGCGCGGAGUCCGCGCGCGCGCACGCACGCACGCACGCGGGGGGCGGGGGCAGGCGCGCGCCCGCCUGUCGCGACAGUCGGGGCCGAGGCCCAGGGGGAGGUGGCCUGUCGCGGGUCGCCCGGCUCCCGGAGGCGAGGGGGGCGCGGGCGGAUGGCGGAGGGCGCCCAGCCGCAGCAGCCGCCUCAACUCGGGCCAGGCGCCGCCGCCCGGGGCAUGAAGCGGGAGUCGGAGCUGGAGCUGCCGGUGCCCGGAGCGGGAGGAGACGGAGCCGAUCCCGGCCUGAGCAAGCGGCCGCGCACUGAGGAGGCGGCGGCCGACGGUGGCGGCGGGAUGCAGAACGAGCCUCUGACUCCAGGUUAUCAUGGAUUCCCAGCGCGGGACAGCCAGGGUAACCAGGAGCCAACAACAACUCCUGACGCAAUGGUUCAGCCUUUUACUACCAUCCCAUUUCCACCACCUCCACAGAAUGGAAUUCCCACAGAGUAUGGGGUGCCACACACUCAAGACUAUGCCGGCCAGACCGGUGAGCAUAACCUGACACUCUACGGAAGUACGCAGGCCCACGGGGAGCAGAGCAGCAACUCACCCAGCACACAAAAUGGAUCUCUUACGCAGACAGAAGGUGGAGCACAGACAGACGGCCAGCAGUCACAGACACAAAGUAGUGAAAAUUCAGAGAGUAAAUCUACCCCGAAACGGCUGCAUGUCUCUAAUAUUCCUUUCCGCUUCCGGGACCCUGACCUCCGGCAGAUGUUUGGGCAGUUUGGCAAAAUCCUAGAUGUAGAAAUAAUCUUUAAUGAACGUGGCUCUAAGGGAUUCGGGUUCGUAACUUUCGAGAAUAGUGCUGAUGCAGACAGGGCCAGGGAGAAAUUACACGGCACCGUGGUAGAGGGCCGUAAAAUCGAGGUGAAUAAUGCUACAGCACGUGUAAUGACCAAUAAGAAGAUGGUCACACCAUAUGCAAAUGGUUGGAAAUUAAGCCCAGUAGUUGGAGCUGUAUAUGGUCCGGAGUUAUAUGCAGCAUCCAGCUUUCAAGCAGAUGUGUCCCUAGGCAAUGAUGCAGCAGUGCCCCUGUCAGGAAGAGGGGGUAUCAACACUUACAUUCCUUUAAUCAGUCUCCCUUUAGUUCCUGGCUUCCCUUACCCUACUGCAGCCACCACGGCAGCCGCUUUCAGAGGAGCCCAUUUGAGGGGCAGAGGGCGGACAGUAUAUGGUGCAGUCCGAGCGGUACCUCCAACAGCCAUCCCCGCCUAUCCAGGUGUGGUUUACCAGGACGGAUUUUACGGUGCUGACCUCUAUAUAGAAUCUGCAAACUGCUUCAGAUCAAACAGGGUGGAUAUGCAGCCUACAGAUAUGCACAGCCUGCUACUGCAACCGCAGCCACCGCUGCUGCAGCCGCUGCAGCCGCUUACAGCGACGGUUAUGGCAGGGUGUACACAGCCGACCCCUACCAUGCCCUUGCCCCUGCCGCUAGCUAUGGAGUUGGCGCUGUGGCGAGUUUAUACCGAGGUGGCUACAGCCGAUUUGCCCCCUACUGAAGUGACGUGAGACCCCUGCAAAUGGGACAGCCCCCCAGUUCAUGAGGCCUGGCUAUUGCAAUAUUUACUAGUAGAGGAACUCUAUAGCAAGAUGAAGAGGAAAAACAAACAAACAAAAAAAAAAAAACACAAAAAAAGAAAGAAUACUUUUUUAUACCUCACUAUGUUCUUUGAAUAUGUAUUUUUCCUUUAAAUUUCUGCCUUUAAUUCUUUUGUUCCAAAGAUUGUGCAUUUUUUUCUUUUUUUUUUUUUAAACUGUGGUAAAAAAAAAAAAAAAUAAUGCAUUUCCAUGUCUGUAUGUCCGUGCUUAGCUUAUUCUAUCAAUCACGGAAGAGGCAGUCAAGGAGGAAGGAGAGACAUUAGGAGCUGAUAAAUGCAUCUGAUCAGAAAUCAGCAGACAGAAUUACCAAAGUGUACCUGGUGCUGAAUGGCUGGGGGACAAGCAGAAGUGGAAGAGAUCUUUCCGCAACAGGAUAUUCUUCUAGUCUUCUGAGUUUCUGGUCUUUUGACAGGCAAUUCUGGUUGGCUGUGGCUGGAAUCCACAUGCUGAUAGAUAGGAAUUUGUGCUUAUAAAGCAGGAGAAUUAAAAAGACGCUUUCCUCUCCUCUUCCCUCCUGUCUUCUCCAUUCUUUUUACAAUCAUCUUACACGCACAGCCUGAGACAGUUGGCAUCGUUUUUGGAAUUAUAGUAUUGAUAUUUCCAAACGUGCUCUCAGACUGUGGAUAAUAAACACCUCAUUAGGAAACCGAUCUCAGAAUGAACUCUGGAGUAUGAAAAAGAUCAUUUCUUUUUGUUCCUGUAACUUAGCAUUCUUUCUGGGCUUCUUCUCCUUUAAUUGAACCACAGCUUAGCUCAUGUAUUCUUUUAUUAACAUCCUGCUCUCAUGUCCAUCAGAUUCAGGAAUUUAGGACCCAGGGACAGAAAGAUGAAUAAGCCAGUGACCAGAUUUCCCCCAGAUAUCUGGGCACCGCUUGAGGAUUAGAAGUACAAAGUGUUCACAGCCAUUAAAGAGGGUGAGGAAGAGAAAAGGAAUAUUAGAAGAUCUGGUAUUUCUUACUUUUUUCUUGCCUUAGAAAGUACAAAGUUUAAAAAACAGAAUAAAGAAUCUGCUGGGGAAAGAUAGAGUACCAGGUCCUAGGUCAGCAGUCCCUGGAAGUUUUGGUGAUGAGGACAUGGAGGGGCAGGCAGAGGCACUUUGUACUUGCUCCAAAGCCAUAGGAAUUUUCAUCUUCCAGAGCCUUUAUGAGUCACUUCUCUAUCCACAGUCUUGAGCCCUGUGGCUGUCCUGCCAAGCUUCUCACUGUCCUCCAAAAACAGCCAGCUGAGCACCCGGACCACUUUGUAUACAUUAACACUACAGGACAUAAAAUGCGGAGGCUCUGAGAUUGCUGCCCUCCCAUAUUGGAAGGAGGGUCUGAAAUGGCAAGGGUCUUCUAUAUCGCCAGAAAGAGGCAUGCAGUGAGUCACUGCCAUUGCCAUCUGGCUGUAAUUUUCUGUGUUAUCAAGGUAGGAGAGAGUGUUUCUCUUCUAGCUGUUAGAUAGAACUGAUAAAAGCAAGUGUCCUACAGCAUUUCCCAAAUGAAGGCAUUAGGAAAUAGAACAGCACGGUCUUUUUGGCUCCCUGGUCUAUUCACAUUGGUACUAGGGUGACCUUUCACCCAAGGGACAGCUGCUAAAGGGAGUAAUUCAGAGACAUGGAGCUUCUGGUUUGUUAUGGGUUUGUUUUGGGUUUGUUUUUUAACUCCUGCCUCCACACAUGUUCUUGACUGAUAACUGACUCAUGUCCCUGAAUUAAAAUGACUGACCUACGACAGCAUCAAGCAUUCUUUGUAAGCAGAGUGAUGUGUCUGAGAGGGCAUUGGCCUGUCGCGUAGAAUACAUAUCCUCUCCCCCUUCAGAAUCCUGUCUCGCCUCAUAACUGGGAGAGAGGCUGUGCCUGAAACUAGGGGCGAUGUCAAGGAAGCUAGAGGCCUCGAUGCAAUUAUUACUCAUCCUGGGGAGGAGGACGGAGACUAAGGGGAUACCAACGGCCCAGUCCAUUGGCCAUUUUUAAGGAUCCCCCCACCCCAAGCCAAAGUUUGGUUGGUUGCUGUUAAGACAAUUUUUGUUGUAUGUAUAUAAAUAUUUUAGUUAGAGGAGCGGGGAAUGGGAUGCGGGCUUUCACAGUUCUAGGGAAUGGGGGCAGGGAGGAUUUUGCUUUUGCUUUUGCUUUGAGGGAGAACUUUAGCUGACUGAAAAACAAAAGUUUGAGGUCAUGAUCACAAAGGGGCCAUUCCCAAAAGAUGGCAAGCCACGUACUCAAUGGAGACUAGGCCAAAUUCUAAGUGGUUGUAUCCCUAGCAGGGGAGAAUAGGAGAAUGAGUUUAAGUGUUUUUCUCUUCUUUUUUCCUAGAAAGAGGUAAGGAUAAUAGGAAAGGUAGAGAAGGCAGCUCCCACAGACCUUUUAAGAGAGGCAGAAUCUUGAGCUUGAGGCACCUUGAGUGCAUCUCAGUUCAGCUGGUUCUGGCUGAGGCCUCCAAAGGCAAGCUCUGUGCUUUCCAGUGGUUUCUGCUGCAUUUCCAGGGAUGGUGUUUAACACCACUUCCUCCGGCUCCCUUUGCUAAGAAAGAAUAGGUGGAGUUCUGCUUUUUAUGAAAGGGUCUUUGGUUUUCAGUGUCAACACUGAGAAUUGGGCUCUCACAAGCAUCUAGAUUUCACAGUAUCAACCUCGCCAUCACCAUUUGACCUUUGAGACUCCGUACAGUCAACUUCACCAGAGGCAGGUUGCUCAAAGCAGCACUGCUUGUCUGUUCCUGACUCUGGUUCUCACUGUAUUAAGAAAGAGAGUCAGAGGAGUCUGGCAUUUCGUGAGUUUGUUAGAGGAUGCUGGCUGAUAAUUCCAGAAAACCCACCGAUGCUGAAUCACAUGCAUGAUUCUUUUUCAGCUUUACUGUAGUUCAUGACCUGGACUUUCUGUACUCUUGGAAGCUGGGCUCCUUAAAGGAGGCCUCUAGUGAAAACCUUUAUCUCCACGUCCUUCUUUUAGCCAGAGAGCUGCCCGUAGGCAUUUUCCAGAAUUCCUGGUGUCUCUUAGUUUAAUUUCCAUUAACUCAGAUCAGCCAUUGUGAUUCACCAUUUGUCAGGCUCUCAGGUUUCACAAAACCUACUAUCACCAUCAUCCUCCAACAGCCACAGUCUGAAUUGAGCCAACAUUUUUUUUUCUUUGAGAAAGAAGUGGACUGGGACACAACAUUUAGUCUGAGGGGAGCUAGUGGAAAUCUAGACGAUAGAAAUCAUCGAUAGCAGCUUUUCCUCAAAGGUGUGACUCCUCAGGGGCUGAACUGCUCUUAGCUUAGAAUUAUGCUUUCCUAGAGAUCUAGCAGAGAAGGUUAAUCACUACCAUCCCGUAACUAGUUACAUAGCUUCCAGACAUGAGGGAGACUGAUACCAAACAGGGAUGGAAGCAACCCCAAGGAUAUGCAAGAAGGGCAUGAUGAGCCCCCUUCCCUCUGGCAGGAGAACAAGGCCAACCAAGGGACAGACUGGAAAGCACUUAGAUGUUUAAGGAGGGAAAAGGGGAAACUUUGGCGAGCCCUCCCCUUUUGCCAAGUUCAGCCAGUUCUCUGCUGCUUGCAACCCUCUAGCACAGUGACAUUUGCAGAAUUGCAGAUUUUUUCCCCCAGAUACUAGGAGGAAAGGGACUUUGGGGGGUGGGGAAGGGGUCGUGGUGUUUUAAAAGCAUAAGUUACCUGUUUGCACUGUUUUAAGAUAGGAAAAAAAUAGUGGGCAAGGUGAACAUCAGACGUAAAUUUGUGUGUUUUUAUUUUGUCAUGCUCUUGAAAAUGUUUGACCAUUUGUAGUAUACACAGUGAAACUUGAUUCUCUGUUGCAUAAAACACUAUAUUUUUUUGGAAAUGUUACUGUCCAAAAGCCUCUUCCCUCCCUUUCCUGUUCCUGUGUACUUCCUUCAUACUUGCUUUACUGAUCGGCCAGGCAAUAGCGCUCCAAGAGCUAGAGCAUGAAACAGGGCCCUUUCCAAGUAGGCUCUGGGUGUCCUAAGCCAGCAUGUGCCCUCUGGUUCGGUGAGCGUGGUGGAGUCCCUGGCACCUUUCUUUGCAAACAAGGCUUACAGACCAGACUGCAGCGAGUUGUCAAAUUCCUCAAUCCGAUGCACUAGGAGUGAGGAGCCCAGGGACGGAGGGGAUUCCUGAAGUGUUGCAGUUGGCUGUAGUAGCUGAGUUCUUUUCCAUGUUACCGAAACUGUAGCCAGUUACAGUUUACUCAGGAAAACGGUAGAUCAAUUCAGCCAUGGUAGUGCUGGUUGGCAGGGAUUGGUAACGGAGAGAACUGCUUAUCAGCCAAAACUCAAGCCUUGCCUUUUAGGAGGCCACCGGCAGAGGGACUUGGUCCUCCUUGUCUGGCACUUGCGUCCAUGCCGGCGACCUGAGGACUGCACUCACACUGGCGAGCAAGAAGGGAACAGUGAUUCUCUUUUCUCUCCCCACCCCCUGCCCUUUGUUACCAACACCAGUUUCCCAGGGGGUACAUGAGUUUUUGAAUUUUUAAAACGUGUUUUGGUUUGGUUUUUCCGGGGACUGAUAAGUGUUUUAAGCAAUGUCCAUACCCCGUCAAGACUCCCAGCUUAGUCAUUUUCUUGUAUUUUUCUGUUCACAGUAUUUGUGUGUGUGCUUGUUUUGGCAGCUCAUUUUGGCUGUAUUAUAUAUCGAGUGAUGAAUUGAUCGUCUUUUUUUCCCUAAGGGAUAUGAAUUGUUUUUCUUGUGUUAUAUUCUGCUUGUGAAUAGCUGGAGCAAACCUGGGGCUGACACACGUAAGCUAGGGCUGCAAAGCGAGAAGAGCCGGUGGAGUGUACUUGUCCCUGACAGGCUGACCUGCCUGAGUCUCUGAGCUUUUCAGUCCAAAUCUUUGUAAGGCUCAAAAUGCCACAGAACCUCUCCUCUUCUCCCCACUCCCCAUGGCAGGAACCGGACCAUCCCUACAUGCAACAUGCUGUUCCUCCAGCCCCUCCCAUUGCCAUGGCAAAACAGGUACCUUUGGGGCAGGGGGGCAUUACAUGGGAUGCUUGUGUGAUCGACCACCUAGCCUUCUCUCUCCCCUCCUGGCCUCCCCCGGAAUCACUUCCUAGGACACCCGAGCUGCUUGCCCAGGGUCCUGUUUCCCUGCUAACUCCAGAGAAGCAUCCCAGGGCUUUGUGACAGUCUCCAAUUCCCUUCCCUUCUCGUUAAGAAUCAUAUUGUAUAGUAGCUUUCAGACCAUACAGUAUUCAUUGGGUUACUCCUAUUAUUAUCAAGUAGCUGGAAUUGUGAAGGUCGGAGUAGUUAGAUCUUUAGCUUUUAUUCCUUAUUUUUUUGUAUUACUCUCCAUGUGUAUAAAUUAUUGAUCAUGUUGCUGGCUUUUAUAAACUCUAAGCGAAGGAGGAGCACUGCCUCAGCCUUUGCACAUGGUAAUGAAGCACUGUUUUUAAAUAAAAGAGAGAAACACCA